GGCAGGUUAGAAAUGAAGGUGAACUGAUUUUUUUCCCAGCGUGUCGGAGCAGUGAGAGGAAGGAGCAUGACAGUGUCGGCAGGAGUGAGCAGUGAGCAGAAGUCGCAUCAAGCAGAGCGCUCUGCAUUCCCAUGACGCGUGCGUAAAAGACGCGCAGCUAUUUACGCGACGCGCACAAUCUAGUUGUCAAAAUAGCGCAAGUGGCAAUCUUGGAUACUUCUUCGAGUGCAUGUGAAACUUUUUAUAUCGAAGUGAAAAAGACUGCUGAGUGACUGAGCGAGAAGAUCCACGAGUGGGGAAAAUGGACCCUCUAUUUGAUGGCGCGGACGAAGUCAACUGGACCACGAGCUCCAACGACACUAACAACGGGACCGUGUACUGGAACCAAUUUGUGCAACCGGCGUGGAGAAUAUUCCUGUGGGCCUUGGCCUACUGCUGCAUAGUCCUCGUGUCGGUUGUUGGCAACGUGACGGUUAUUUGGAUUAUUAUGGCGCACAAACGCAUGAGGACUGUCACCAACUAUUUCCUGCUCAACCUGGCGUUUGCCGAAGCCUCCAUGUCAGCCUUCAACACGGUCAUCAACUUCAUCUACGCCGUGCACAACGAGUGGUAUUUCGGACUGGUCUACUGCCGCUUCCACAACUUCUUUCCCAUCGCGGCUGUGUUUGCCAGCAUCUACUCCAUGACCGCCAUCGCCCUGGACAGGUACAUGGCUAUCAUCCACCCUCUCCAGCAGCGCAUGUCAUCCACAGAGACCAAGAUAGUUGUGGGUGUGAUCUGGGUCCUGGCUCUGCUGUUGGCCUUUCCUCAGUAUUAUUACUCCAACAUUGACCAGCUCCCUGGCCGGGUGGUGUGCUACAUUGACUGGCCUGAAUACACAAUAUGUGACUUCAGAAAAAUGUAUUAUGUGUGUGUUGCCUUCCUGAUCUACUUCCUCCCUUUGUUGGUGAUGGGCUGUGCUUAUCUCGUGGUGGGACUCACUCUCUGGGCCAGUGAAAUCCCAGGAGACUCUUCUGAUCGCUAUAAGGAGCAACUGACUGCCAAACGCAAGGUGGUGAAGAUGAUGAUUGUGGUGGUGUGUACUUUUGCUAUCUGCUGGCUACCCUACCAUGUAUACUUCCUCCUGCAUCAGUUUUUUCCUGAUAUGUUUGAGGAAACUUUUAUCCAGCAAGUGUAUUUGGGCAUCAUGUGGUUGGCCAUGAGUUCCACCAUGUACAACCCGUUCAUCUACUGCUGCCUCAAUGACAGGUUCCGUGCAGGUUUUAAACGAGCUUUCCGCUGCUGCCCUUGUGUCCCUCAAAACUCAUACGAAGGCCUCGAACUCAAGUCUACUCGCUACGUUCAAACUCAGACGAGCGUUUACAAGACAAGCCGGCUGGAGACCACCGUGUCAAGUGUAGUCCAGACAGGGGAUGAAAUGGAGCAGUCGAAGACCAAAGCUACGGUCGAUCCAGAACCUGUUGGGGAGGGCCAACAAACCUUUUCAGUGGAUCUCACAUCGAAUGGUUCUUCGUCCCGGCGCCUCUCCAAAACCAUGUCGGAAACAUCUAUUUUUUUCUCGCACAGCAACCUCCAAGAGCAGAUGUUAAACACUGGGAGCUUUCUGUCAGACAGUCAGGAGAUAAUUUGAGUCACUAACUGAUGAAACUUGUACACGUAAAAAAAGAUAGCACGAAUGUACGAGCGACUGUGAACGAUUUGAUUUACACUGGAACAUCAUUUGCAUGUGAGAAAUCUUAUCCACUGCGCAUGGUCCUUCUUAACCCAGAAUUCUCUGGUACAGAGGAGUUGGGCUACUUGGCAGGACCGAACGACAUGACUGGAAUCCACUUUGAAAGUUGAGCACUGGAGCAGACACGGUGCUUCGGUCUUUCACAGGUUCUGCUUGUAACAACAGCCUUCUCUGAUUGCACAUGGAAAGUUCCCACAUUUUCAAUCCCACAAGCUUUACGACUUCACACAGUCUAUUUUGGAAUUGAGUUAGAAAUCAGCACGCCGAAAAUACACACCGUUGUCUGCAAAGCAACAAAGCUGGAAGAACUCAGGUUCUUUGGAGAGGAAAGUGCAUUGUUCUCAUUUGAACUUUCUCAUCAGAUGGCCAAAAUCUGCCCAAGCAGGAUUUUCUCAACGCUCACAUGUCAAGAAUGAGCACAUGUCUUAAGAUCAUGGAAGCACCAACAGGUGCUGCUGAAUGUUCUGCACAGUCAUGACUCAUCUUUUACCAGGCAAAACCCUGACUUGGACUAGUUGCUUCCUUCUUCUUUGCAUCAUUGAGAUGCUCCCGAGACUAUUUAUGGGCCGAGGCAAACCUUGAAUGGUAAAAACAAACACAAAAGAUGAAUUUCUGUUUUGAAACUGUGCAGUGCAGCCCAGACACUGAAGGGAAGCUCCACAUUGAUUUAUGUUUCUGACUAAAGUAACAGAAAUUGUGUAUUUCCCCACAAUUUUCUGACUGAUCUUCUGUGUACUCAACACCACCUUGAUACACGCAAUCUUUUCCUCUUUGCUGUAGCAUGCUGGGUGUACCGCAUCCCAUUUCUCACCUAUUAUUACAGUCGACCCUUGGAACUAUAACAGUGUGCCUGUUGUAGAGCUCAGGAAUAGAAUUCUAAUCUUGAGAAAAAUAUGAUCUAAAAUUCUAAAAAGCAAGAAUCUCAAAGUUGAAGAAAAUGGGGCGACAAAGGAUCAAACUGACUUUUUCAUAUUUGUAUACACUUGUACACUUUUCCUUAGAGUAUCAGUAAUGAUAAAAGAUGAAAAUCCUGUGUUCACAGUUUUGAUUUUGUAAUCAGUUUUAUCAUUAGACCAAAAAUCAAAGAGAUGCUUACUGCGCCUUGAUGACUGUUAGACACCGUCUCUGGCUAUAGUGUGGAGUGGCUUGUGUGGGUUUUCUUUGCGUAAUCUAAGUUGGGCAUCGUUUGAAUUUGAGCGAUUCCGGUCCCGAUUCUUGUUCCAAACGAUUCUCGAUUCCAAUCCUUUGAGGUGGGCUGGGUCAAAAUAGUUUGCAUGGUUUAAAUAAGGGGUGUCCAAGUUAUGAACAUCCAUUUUUAUAAGCAGCCCCCAGCAUAGACUAAAAUUAACAUUUUACUCGGGGUUCUUUAUAAGUAAUAUCAAUAUAAAAACCUAUUAAAAAAAAGUCAGUGUGUGGAACUAAUGAAAUUGACUUGAUAUUCAUUAAUUUUUGUUUCACAUACAUUUUAAAUAUAGCAAUGUUGAAAUAGUUAUUUGUAAUUCUUUUAGCAUGUGAAAUGUUUUAGAUAUGCAAGUUUUAGCUUGACUUCCUGUUUUCAGCUUGUAACCUUUUAUUUUAAAGGGUACACACAGGAAGUCAGUGUUUUGGGACAAAAAGUAACGUCACACAACAGUGGUGAAUUUCAAAACAGAGUAAACCUAGAUGGCAAGAAAGGGAGGAAUGAAUGGAACCAAUGCUAUAAAGUUUUAUAAAGCAUAGCGACCGAUAAGGCACAAGGUUAAUGUUUGUGUUACUAUGAGAUGUUUAUGUAAAUUUUGUCCCCAUUUCUUGUGAUGUAAGGUUGCUAGUUUGACAUUAGAGGUUUAGCUCAAUGCUAAUCUUAUUUUCUGUCAUCAGUUCUUAUGUUCGUUUGAAGACUAAAAUUAAUGCUAAAAACCAUGCAAAAGUGCAACUCAUGGUAUAACUUGUUAGCAGCCUCAAUGUUGGCAUAGACAUAUUUUAUUGUAUUGACUUCGCUGAAGUGCUGCACAAUGUAAGCUGAAGUUCAUAGAGGGCGGGACCAUGUCAGACCUUGAUACAUUGUGCAAGCGUCCUUUUCUUAUUCCAAGUGUUGGGGUAAGACGACUAGUCAUUUAUGUUAACUAAAUUAAGGGGCACUUUUGUUGGCCUCGGCCGUCGGGCUCGAGCUUAUCUUUGUGCACGUUUUUCUCCAUUGGUUUUCAACACUCUUCUUUAAGGUCAUUGGAUUGUAGAUAUCAAAACUGGGAACACAUUUUUUUCAAUUCUGGGAGAAAUGAAUCGUUCAGCCCCGUUUCAAGCAGUUCUUCAUUAUUGAUGCCUCCUCACACAUUUGAAAAGCAACCCUGUUAGGUCAAUUGAAAACUUUAAAAUGCCCUAAGUGUGAACAUGAGUGAGGCUGUAAUGGUUGGUUGGUUGUUGGUUGUUGGUUGCAAUUGACUGGCAAACAUUCUAUGGUAUAGGCCACCUCUCACCCCAAGUUACCCGUGAUGGGCUCCAGCUCACUCAACUCAACUGAUGAGGGACAGCCCUGUAGAAAUAUGGAUGGAUAUGAUGUAAUAAGUCGGCACGCUGGUUGACUGGUUAGCACAUCUACUUCACAGUUCGGAGGACCUGGGUCCAAAUCUAGCCUCGCCUGUGUAGAGUUUGUACGUUCUCACCCUGCCUGUCAUGGGUUCUUCGCAUAUCACCAAAACAUGCAUAGUAGGUUAAGUGGGGAUUUGAAAUUGCCCGUACGUGUGAAUGUGAGUGCAAAUGGUUGUUUGUUUCUAUGUGCCUGCAAUUGGAUGGCGACGAGUUAAGCGUGUACUCAACCUCUCGCCCGAAGAUGGCUGGGACAGGCUCUCGCGCACCUCCAACCUUACUGAGAAUAAGGUGUACGGAAAUUGAAUGAAUGAUGUAACAAAAUUCUAGCAAUGAUAUACAUUUAAAGGCUACUAUGGACUGUGCAGUUUUCAUACAUGUGCAGAAGUGAACCACACGAGUGUUUAAGGUAUGAGGGCCAACUGUAUUCCUCAGGGUUGUUUGUUGAGUCUUGUUUAGUAAUUGUAAAAAGAUAUGUCCAUGGUGCUUAUCAAAGUCAGUCUAAACCACGGGUGCGCAAACUGUGACGCACGGACCGGAUGCAGGCCAUGACAUUCGUUGAUCUGGCCCUCAUUAUCACAAAUCCUGAGAUAA
Syngnathoides biaculeatus (alligator pipefish) is the source of this 4888-nucleotide messenger RNA. It is a transcript of the gene tacr1a, whose product is annotated as tachykinin receptor 1a. The record is from RefSeq and is a predicted model, not a curated record. Gene Ontology annotation, cellular component: plasma membrane; sperm midpiece. The transcript has 5 exons. Gene Ontology annotation, biological process: positive regulation of flagellated sperm motility; G protein-coupled receptor signaling pathway. Bases 302 to 1630 code for a protein of 442 amino acids. Lineage: Eukaryota; Metazoa; Chordata; Actinopteri; Syngnathiformes; Syngnathidae. Gene Ontology annotation, molecular function: substance P receptor activity.